GCUGGAGCUAUACUGGAUUAGGGUUUGCGGAGCGCGGAGCUCCGACGCGGCGAGGGGGAUUCCAAUGCGGAAUUUGAUCUGAAAUUCGAGCUGAGGGAGUAGGUUUCUAGAUUUAGAUCGAGGAUUUCGGUGUCGCGGCGGGCAGCCAUGGGCCUGGACAUGCCGAAGAUGCAUCUGUUUCGGUCCGAGGAUAUGACGCUUGUGCAGCUCAUCAUCCCGGUGGAAUCGGCCCACGGCACGCUCACGCAUUUGGCGGAAUUGGGAGCCCUCCAAUUCAAAGAUCUUAACCCGGAAAAAAGCCCCUUUCAGAGAACUUACGCUAACCAGGUGAAACGCUGCGAUGAGAUGCUUCGCAAACUCCAGUACUUCUCGGACCAGCUCCAAAAAUCAGGACUCGCACCGACGCCGUCGGCUGUAGAGAGCGAUCUCAACUUCGAUGAGUUGGAGGUGAAAAUCAAUGAACUGGAGCCAGAAUUCAGGGAAGUGAACUCCAACCUCGAGAAGUUGAAGCGCACCCGCAAUGAACUUACGGAGUUCCUUCUCGUGCUGGACAAGGCCGGUGCAUUUUUUGAGAGUGCGCGUCAAAAUGCAAAUUCGCAACAGAGGGAGGACGAGUCGAUCAGUGGUGGCGAGUCUAUUGAGAGUCCGCUGCUAGAACGGGUAAUUUUUGUGUUUCAGUGUUGUGAUUAUCUUAUCGACUUACUGCAGGAAAUGCAAGUCGAGCCCAGCAAAAAACUAAAAGUCGGGUUUAUCGCUGGCGUUAUUCCAAAACAUAAAGCCAACCAAUUCGAGCGUAUCAUCUUCAGAGCCACUCGUGGCAAUAUGUUUUACAAAUGCGUACCACUUGACGAGCGAGUUAGUGAUCCUGCCACCGGCGACCAGGUGGAAAAAGUCGUGUUUUUGGUCUUCUUUUCCGGUGAAAGAUCACGUACCAAAAUUUUGAAGAUUUGCGAUGCUUUUGGAGCCAACCGGUACCCUUUCCCAGAAGAAACUCUUAAAAGACGUCAAAUGAGAAUAGAGGUUUCAGCCAGACUGUCUGAGAUGCAAACAACUCUCGAUGUUAGUAGUGACCAUCGGGAAACCGUGCUGAAAACAAUAGGCUAUCAGCUGGAACUCUGGCUCGAAAUGGUUCUGAAAGAUAAAUACGUUUAUAAUGCGCUAAACAUGCUGAGUAUGGACGUGACGAGCAAGUGCCUUGUUGGUGAGGCUUGGUCUCCGUUGGGGGCUUUACCACGCAUCCAAGACACAUUGCGAUAUGCAACAGUUGAAACGAACUCGCAAGUCACAACCAUUUUCCAAGUUCUUCACACAAAGGAGGCUCCACCAACGUAUUUCCAAGUUAAUAAAUUCACGUCAGCCUUCCAGGAAAUCGUGGAUGCAUAUGGUGUUGGAAGAUAUCAAGAAGCAAACCCGGGAGUUUUCACCAUCGUGACAUUUCCAUUUCUAUUCGCGGUCAUGUUUGGGGACUGGGGUCACGGAAUUGUCUUGCUCCUGGCAACUCUCUGGCUGCUUGUAAACGAGAGGAGACUUGGAAGUCAGAAACUGGGAGACAUCAUGGAAAUGGCAUUUGCCGGUAGAUACGUGCUGCUUCUCAUGUCUCUUUUCUCAAUCUAUACGGGCUUCAUCUACAACGAAUUUUUCUCUGUACCUUUCGAAAUAUUUGGACGCUCUGCAUACAAGUGUGAAACUCCGUCUUGCAGUGAAUCUACCACAGUAGGCUUGGUAAAAUACCGUGAUAGGCCUUAUGCGUUCGGCGUGGAUCCUGUUUGGCAUGGCAGUCGCAGCGAGUUACCUUUUUUGAAUUCUUUGAAGAUGAAGAUGUCCAUUAUUCUUGGAGUCGCUCAGAUGUUGCUGGGUAUCGUUCUCAGUUUGUUCAACGCUGUAUACUUCGCUCAGCCGCUCGAUAUCUGGUUUCAGUUUAUACCGCAGAUACUUUUCCUCAGCUCGCUCUUCGGCUACCUAUCCUUUCUAAUAAUUCUAAAGUGGAUCACCGGAUCGCAGGCCGACUUAUACCAUGUCAUGAUUUAUAUGUUUCUAGGCCCGACAGAUGACCUGGACGGGAAUCAGCUGUUUGCGGGCCAGAAGUACUUCCAGCUGGCGCUGCUGUUUAUUGCGCUGAUAUCAGUUCCUUGGAUGCUUCUUCCAAAACCAUUGAUUCUCCGAAAGCAACACCUCGAGAAGACGCAAGGAGAAGGCUACGCCGGCCUUGAAGAGCAUCCGGACGAAGAGCAUGAAGAGUUUGAGUUCAGCGAGAUUUUCGUACAUCAGUUGAUACACACGAUCGAGUUUGUGUUGGGGGCUGUCUCAAACACCGCAUCGUAUCUUCGUCUGUGGGCAUUGAGUUUGGCCCAUGCAGAACUUUCGGCCGUGUUUUACGAGAAAGUGUUGCUGCUCGCCUGGGGGUAUCAAAACAUCUUCAUCAUAUUGAUUGGCUUCAUCGUGUUCGUGUGCGCCACGGUUGGCGUUCUGCUGGUAAUGGAAACAUUGAGCGCAUUCCUCCACGCGCUUCGUCUCCACUGGGUGGAAUUUAUGAACAAGUUUUACGUUGGCGACGGCUACAAAUUCCAACCUCUAUCGUUUGUGAAUCUGGGCAAGGAGGACGAGUCAUGACAGCACUGUGUUUUGUCAAUAACCACAUUGGUUGGACAAUAAAGCGUGUAUAGUAUCAUUUGCCAUGUAAGGUCCGUUAAAUCAUAAACUAAAAGAUAUUUCUUAUGCA
This is a messenger RNA of Selaginella moellendorffii, 2719 nucleotides long. RefSeq names its product V-type proton ATPase subunit a3. Gene Ontology annotation, biological process: proton transmembrane transport; vacuolar acidification. Gene Ontology annotation, cellular component: vacuolar proton-transporting V-type ATPase, V0 domain; vacuolar proton-transporting V-type ATPase complex. NCBI's taxonomy places the organism in Eukaryota, Viridiplantae, Streptophyta, Lycopodiopsida, Selaginellales, Selaginellaceae. The transcript has 16 exons. Gene Ontology annotation, molecular function: proton-transporting ATPase activity, rotational mechanism; ATPase binding. The record is from RefSeq and is a predicted model, not a curated record. The coding region runs from base 148 to 2610 and encodes 820 amino acids.